Messenger RNA from Onychostoma macrolepis, 2636 nucleotides. Its product is annotated as complement C1q subcomponent subunit B-like. The record is from RefSeq and is a predicted model, not a curated record. Lineage: Eukaryota; Metazoa; Chordata; Actinopteri; Cypriniformes; Cyprinidae. Gene Ontology annotation, molecular function: protein binding. The coding region runs from base 1517 to 2200 and encodes 227 amino acids. The transcript is spliced from 3 exons.
GCGUAUGUAUGUAUAUAUUAUUUUAUUUUUUUAAGAAGAAGAAUGAAACAUAAAUAAUGAUGAACACCAAAAUAAAAUAGUUAAAUAUUUUUUGAGUAAUCCCCUAAUCUAUAAAGGAGGGUCAAAAUAACAAUUUUCACCUGCGAUUUGGAGUCACAAUAAUUUUUAGUUUAGCCUUUCACGUCACAUUUUGAUUGGCACAUUUGACACAUUAACCUAUACAUUGAACUUCCCUCAUCACAAAGAACGUGACUCUACUGAGCAUGCUAAAAGUAUGUUAAUGUAUGUUUUGUUUUUCAUGUUUAAAGGCUAGAUAAUUGUUCGUAGUUAGUUGAUUAUUUCACAGCUGAUUCAAGCUGUUCUGAUUUACCAUAAAAAUACACCGUUUUUAAGUCAGUAUGAUUGUGUGUUUUAUAGUAAAGCAGAUACAGUUAUAUUUGAAGGUGCUUGUCUGUAUUUAUGGUAAAUACGAUACAAUUGCACAUAUGUGACCCUGGACGACAAAACCAGUCUUAAGUGUCAAUUUUUCGAAAUUGAGAUUUAUACAUCAUCUGAAAGCUGAUAAGCUUCCCGUUGAUGUAUGGUUUGUUAUGAUCGGACAAUAUUUGGCCGAGAUACAACUAUUUGAAAAUCUGGAAUCUGAGGGUGCAAAAAAAAUCAAAAUAUUGAGAAAAACGCCUUUAAAGUUGUCCAAAUUAAGUUCUUAGCAAUGCAUAUUACUGAUCACAAAUUAAGUUUUGAUACAUUUACGAUGAGAAAUUUACAAAAUAUCUUCAUGGAACAUGAUCUUUACUUAAUAUCCUAAUGAGUUUUGACCCAUACAAUGUAUUUUUGCCUAUUGCUACAAAUAUACCCCAGCGACUUAAGACUGGUUUUGUAGUCCAGGGUCACAUAUAAUACUUAUUUAUAUCUGUGGUCUAAAACAUGUUUAUAUCAUGGAUAUUUGGUUAAUUUUUUUUUUUUUUAAAUAUGCUAGACAAGGCAGUUUCCCUUUUUGUUUGACGUAGUAAUAUUAUUCAGUGCUCUGCCAUCUGUAAGUUGCUUGGUUGCUUUAAGUUUAAUAUUUGUAGUAAUUACAGGUUUGUUUACACCUGACAAAUGCGUGAAUGGGCUUCUUCAUCGCCUUCUCUUCAGACAGACUUCAGACUCUUCUGAGCUUCCAUCUGGUUUAGCAGCUUUCAGGAUAUUGAUUAUUCAGUAAGGUCUCACACACCCUUGCAAAAAAAAUAACAACACUUCAUUUGUGAAAGAGCCCUUGAAUAAAUAUAAUAAUGUUUUGACUUAUGAAAAUUAUGCACAGUUUGUGCAAUACUUUUACAAAAAAUGCUGGGUGGAAAGAAUAAUGCUUGUAGCAUUAAUUUUAUGUGGUUGUGAAUAAACUUGCACAACAGUCACCACCAGAGAUGAGAUAAAAAUAACGAAAACACAUAUCAGGCUGAUACAGGGUGUGUCUAGAGCAUUUUAAGUAGGGGCCAGCAGCACUUGUAUCAUCCUAUAGUUUAAUAUAGCUCAGCAUAUGAAGUAUUCAAGACCAAAGAUGUCCUGCACCAUUCUGUAUCCACUGCUGCUGCUUCUGUUCAGCUGUGACUGUAUUGCUGAGAAUGAAGUGCAGGCUGAGGGGACUGAGCAUUUGAAUGUGAAAAAAAGAGGUGCUGUUUUGACUCCUGGUGAGUUCCAGCCACACAUUAUCACAGGGAUCCAGUCUGAGCUGGCACAGCUGAAAUCUACUGUGAGUUCUCUGAGGAACAGACUGCAGAUCACAGAGGAAGUGCUGAAACAACUCAGGAGAAAUGAAUAUAAAGUGGCAUUUGGCGCCACACUUGGAUCAACUGAUAACUUUGGACCCUUCAACACUCCAGUCACACUGGUUUACAAUAAUGUUUAUGUGAAUGAGGGAAGAGCUUACAACCCAAACACCGGUAUCUUCACAGCACCUGUAAAAGGGGCCUAUUACUUCAGUUUCUCUGGACAUAACCGCUCCUCAAAAGUUCUGAAUUUAGGACUCUUUAAAAAUGGAGAACAGAUGGUUAUUCUUUUCAAUCAUCCUCUAGGUAACCGCUAUGAAUCAACAGCUAAUUCAAUCUCUUUGACUCUUGAGAAAGGAGAUCAUGUCUAUGUGCGUCUCCGUGAGACUUCAUGGGUUUUUGAUAAUUACAGUCACCACAAUUCAUUUGUUGGCCAUUUACUUUUCCCUCUUUGAAUCUUACUAAAUUCAUGAAGCUCAAAGUCACAACUAAUAUGUAUUUUUGCUUGCAAGACUAAUUUUUAUUCUGGUAUGUUUUCAUAUGCAUAAGAAAUACACUUUUAAAUAGGCCUGGUGAAAGUUAGUGUGGUAAAACAAUUGAUGUAGAACGAACAAGUACUAGACUGCUGUCUGAAUUUUAAUAUUUAAACCUUUUAACUUAAGCAACAAGCUGAGCUAAUAAAAUUUCAAAAUUCACUUCUGCCUUGUAACAAAGAAGCUGAAUUUCUAAACUGUGUAUAUUAGGAGCCAGUUAUAUUACAGAAAAAUAAUAUAGGCCUAAACAUGCUAUCUUUCCUCAUGUACCUAUCCUAUAUAAACUGCUGUAACCUUUUGCCGGUGAGUUUUCUCUGUGACGUGUGAGAUACUCCCGGUCAUGAAUAAAGCAUAUCAA